Scomber japonicus (chub mackerel) is the source of this 837-nucleotide messenger RNA. RefSeq names its product family with sequence similarity 131 member C (gene fam131c). The record is from RefSeq and is a predicted model, not a curated record. The transcript has 6 exons. Lineage: Eukaryota; Metazoa; Chordata; Actinopteri; Scombriformes; Scombridae. The coding region runs from base 52 to 837 and encodes 261 amino acids.
CUCCUCCUUUUCAAGCCAUCAUGGUGAACAGAUAACCGCCCAGCUGAGACCAUGGGUACCUGCCUCUGCAAAGGUCACAAAGAGCUCCACCUUCCCAUGACAGCACUGCAGGAACAGGCUGAAGAGGAUCAGCCGUCCACGGUCAAGGAUGGACAGACCCCCUCCAACGGCAAUGUGGCAGAUAAAACCAACCGCUACGACAUUGGCGAGCUGGCCACCUCCUCUUUGAUUGGUCUGGUGGCCACGAUAAAAGAGCAUAUCACCCAGCCGACAGCGAUGGCCCAAGGGCGCGUUGCUCACCUGAUUGAGUGGAAGGGCUGGGGAGGAGGUGGCGAGGCCAGAGGAGGUGGGGGCAGUUGGAGCAGGGCCCGGGGUAAAGGAGGUGGAGGAUGGGGGGGGAUGGGGGCCGAGCUGCAGGAGGAUGAACAAUUUUACUCCCAAAUGACGGAUGAGAUCAAGGAAGCUCGCUUCGCUGCAGGAGUAGCAGAGCAGUUUGCCUUGGCUGAGGCAGCCAUGAAUGUGUGGUCCAUGAACGACAGCUUGGAGCAGCCUUCCACCAGCUUGCAAGCACAAAGCCACUUCCUGUCUCAGUUCCUGUUAGACGGUGGAAGCGUUGGAGUUCCCCAGCACCUGUACAGCAUCCAUGCCCAGACUUAUGGUGACAGCAGAGUGCCCAGCCUGGUCCCCCCACCACCAGUGGACUCCAUUUCCCAGAUGUCCAACACUCAGCUGCAAAGAGAUCGUCCUUUUGAGGGUAGAAGCGCUGUGACUGCAGAGGCUGCUGUCCGACACGUAGACAGCAGCUCUCUAUCUGAGGAUGAUGUUUUUUAUAACUAG